Molecule: messenger RNA, 366 nt
Organism: Parasteatoda tepidariorum (common house spider)
Lineage: Eukaryota; Metazoa; Arthropoda; Arachnida; Araneae; Theridiidae
Source: RefSeq, a predicted model, not a curated record
AUGGACAACGAGUGUCAAUAUUGGCUUGCUUUAAAGUACAAAGGUGAAUCAGCUGGUUUAUGUUGCGCAUCUGGAAAAAUUUCACUUUCACCAUUAAAUCCACCACCGGAACCUUUGAAAACAUUAUUAGCUGGAACCGCAUCUCAAUCGAAAUUGUUUUUGCGGAAAAUUCGUAAAUUCAAUUCUUGCUUUCAAAUGACAUCAUUUGGAGCAACAAAAAUUUUUCAUAAUGAGGAUGGUCGUAAUUUUGAAUCUACAUUUAAGAUUCAAGGUCAAGUGUACCACCAAAUUGGUUCAUUGUUUCCAAUGCCUAAUGUCGAUCCAAAAUUCUUACAAAUUUACGUUAUGGGCGAUGAGGAGCAAUAA